Messenger RNA from Saccostrea cuccullata (small rock oyster), 1565 nucleotides. RefSeq lists its product as uncharacterized. Bases 26 to 688 code for a protein of 220 amino acids. The record is from RefSeq and is a predicted model, not a curated record. The transcript is spliced from 2 exons. Lineage: Eukaryota; Metazoa; Mollusca; Bivalvia; Ostreida; Ostreidae.
AUAUUUUUUUUCAGGAACAACAAAAAUGGAUUCUGUUGCUCUUAAAACAAUGGAGAACCAAAUCAAAGAUGAUGAAGAUUUAGUCUUAGAAAAAAGACAUCUUAGGCGUCAAAACAAAACAGAUCAACUUAAUGAUACACUAAAAAUAGCUUGUGACGUUCAUUCACCUGAUUGCUUAUCCGAAAAACUUUUUAGAGGACAACCGUCGUCCGAUGACUCAGCAUUAAAUAAAUUGGAAAAUUUCUCUGAUAAACAAAAGGCAGAUUUAUCCCAUCACAAAGUAUCGGAAAUCGGGUCGCUGAGCCUCGAAGAGGAAAAUGGUUUCAGUCAGGAUCCAGAAGGAACUUCUAGUCAACCAUCUCAAGACUGUAGGGAAACGGACAUCAUACAUGCUGACUCGAUUUUCGAUGAUAAUACAUCCCUUCCCAUUCAAUUGUUUAAAUCGGGAUUUGAAAAUUCCAGUUUAACUGAAAAAUCAAAACUCCAAAAAUUUGAAACUGAAACAAUCACAAAAGAAUUUACAGCUACGUUUAUGCUCUUGAAGAUACCGAUACAAUCAAUAAGGCAUAUUCAACUACAGAUCCAUUACAAUCACCAAUAUAUCCAACAAAAGAAGUUAAAAAUAACUCAAAACAAUUCAGCCAAUUAUCGUUUUUGGAAGAAGAUUCCAGCUCAGUUGAAUCCAUAACAGAGACUUCAUCAGCAACUUUACGAAUGCAUGAAGAGGAUGACUAUGGAUUGACCCUAUUAGACGUGGGUCAUGCUCGGAGACGCCACGAAGAGUCCAUCUCGUCAGAGUUAAGUGAUAGCGACAUCGAGGCUUUACUUAAUUACAGAGGAGGCUUUUCGAACGAAGUAGAUAUAUACAGACAUAGAUCAACUUUGUUUGUGGAUGAUGUAUUCAUAAGAGAAGUUCGUCCAGCAAUUUAUAGUGAAGAUCAAUUAAGAUUAUUCAUAUUGGAUUUCUUUUGUUGUUUGUUUAUUUCUUCACUUAUAUUUUUCUUUCCUUCCUUUCUUUUCUUUUCAUUCGUCCUUUUCAACCUUUUUUCUUUUACUUACCCCUUUGUCAAAUAAUCGAUACGUGUAAUUGAUUAGGAGAAUCAAAUUUAAUCAAAUUCAUAAUACACUAAAAUACAAAUCUCAUUCAAUCUUGACUGAGUUCAAUCAGAGUGACUCUGUUAUACACAUACAUUGUAUAUAUGAAUGCAUAAGACUCUUGUAUUUACGAAAAAAUAAUAUAGUUUUUUUUUGCUAAGAAAAAUUAUUGCAAAUUUGAUCAUGAAAAUUAUUUGAACAAGAUUAUGGUCUUUUAAUUUUUUAAUAAAUAUCGCAUAUUCCUUUCUUUUCACUGUUUUUUUUAUUUUGAACAUAAAAUAUUAGAAGCCUUUGUUGUGACUGUAGCUCUACUGCUUUGUACUUGUAAAAAAGAGAGAGAAAAUAGCAAUUGCAUUUAGAACUUUGCAACAGUAAUAAAAAGAAUAAUGAUCCAUGAUUAAGUCUCUUUUUUCGGCACGAUUGCAAUGCAUGUAAGACUACAUAAUUAUGUAUGAGUAGCCUUUUAAAUG